Corylus avellana is the source of this 1637-nucleotide messenger RNA. NCBI's taxonomy places the organism in Eukaryota, Viridiplantae, Streptophyta, Magnoliopsida, Fagales, Betulaceae. The record is from RefSeq and is a predicted model, not a curated record.
ACAAUUUUCUAAUAGGCUUUGAACAACCUCCGGUUGUUCUCCCAUGGUCUAAUCUAACUUCUUUAUCUCUAGACAAUAACAAGCUGCAAGGAUCACUCCCAAUUCCACCACCAUCUAUCCAGUAUUAUCGAGUUCAAAGGAACUUGAUAAGAGAAAUGUCACCGUUGAUUUGCAAUCUCAGUUCACUUUAUUACCUUGAUUUGUCCUAUAACAACUUGAGUGGCAUGCUUCACUCAUGUUUAGGAAACUCCAGUUCUUUGGAAAUACUUCAACUUCGAAGCAACAACUUCCGUGGCACCAUCCCAAAAACAUGGGCAAAGCGAAGCAGCUUAUGGAUGAUUGAUUUAAGUGAAAACCAAUUACAAGGUCAGCUUCCCAGAUCAAUGGCUAACUGUAUGAUGCUACGAUAUCUUAAUGUUAGUAACAAUCAGAUCAAUGGCACCUUUCCCUCCGGGUUGGUUUGCAAUCUGAGUUCACUUGAAGUACUUGAUUUGUCCUAUAACAACUUGAGUGGAAAGCUUCAUCCAUGUUUAGGAAACUUCAGUCCUCCUUUGUCAAUACUUCAACUACGAAGCAACAGCUUUCAUGGCACCAUCCCAAAAACAUGGGCAAUGGGGAACAACUUAACGGUGAUUGACUUAAGUGAAAACCAAGUCCAAGGUCAGUUACCAAGAUCCAUGGCCAACUGUCUGAUGCUUGAGUAUCUUCAUGUUGGUAACAAUCAGAUCAAUGAUACCUUUCCCUUUUGGUUGGGAAUUCUUUCUCGGUUGAAGGUUCUUGUCCUCCGUUCUAAUGCAUUCCAAGGUUCAAUAAAGAGUUUUGAAAUCAACGAUACAUUCCCUGAGUUGCAUAUCAUUGAUCUCUCUCAAAAUAAUUUCUCUGGAAAUUUGCCCACAGAGUAUUUCCGACAUUGGAAUGCCAUGAAAGUUGUUGGUGCAAAUGAAUUGAAAUACAUGGAGGUGAAUUCUAGAAGAGAUGGGUUUGGUAGCUCUAUCCAAUGCACAAUCACAAUUUCAUACAAAGGCAUAACGUUGAAAUAUGAGAAAAUCCUAGAUGUGUUUAGGGUCAUUGAUCUCUCAGGCAAUAGAUUUGAUGGCGAAAUUCCAGAACUUGUGGGGAGUCUUAAAGGACUUCAUUCGCUAAAUCUAUCCAAUAAUGCACUCAUUGGUCAUAUCCCACCAUCUUUAGGGAACUUGACAAACCUAGAAUCAAUGGACCUUUCCCAAAACAAGUUAUUUGGAGAGAUACCAGCACAAUUAACCCAACUCUUUUCUCUUGAAUAUUUCAAUGUCUCCAACAACCGUCUCACAGGAGCUAUACCACGUGGAAAUCAAUUCGACACAUUUCAAAAGAAUUCAUUUGGAGGUAAUCCAAGAUUGUGUGGAAGCCCGCUAUCAAAGAAAUGUGGAGAUUUCAAUUACACUCCAACUCCACCUUAUCCCUUCGAAGAGAAUCAAUGCUCCUCAUCUCCAUUUGAAUUUGGGUGGAAAGUGGUUGCCAUAGGGUAUGGAUGUGGAUUUGUUAUAGGAGUUGUUAUUGGGAAAAUUGUUAUUACAAGGAAGUAUGGUUUGUUUGUGAAGAUUUUUGGAAAGAUGUAGCAAACUCAAAAAAUGGUGACUGGAGAAGGCCAUAAAUUU